Molecule: messenger RNA, 1075 nt
Organism: Schizosaccharomyces japonicus yFS275
Lineage: Eukaryota; Fungi; Ascomycota; Schizosaccharomycetes; Schizosaccharomycetales; Schizosaccharomycetaceae
Product: Sim4 and Mal2 associated protein 4
Exons: 2
Coding region: 232-951 (239 amino acids)
Cellular component (GO): Mis6-Sim4 complex; kinetochore
Source: RefSeq, a predicted model, not a curated record
UGGGAGGGUUGUAGAUGGAUUGUUGAGCGUAGGGUUUAAAGAUUGUAAGGUGCAUUCUUGUUGUUGAGCGAUGGGAGGGUCUGUUGGUUUUUCUGUUAUUUUGGCCUUGUCCGCGUCCGGUACGAGGCUUUGCAUUUCGAUAUGUCUGUUGGUGACGCAUUUUGCGGCAUCUUUAGGUAGAAUAGCGUAUUCAGUCAUCCAAGUUACUUGGUCCGGAUCCUACGUUACGAGAUGGAUUUACAUCGCAGGAAGAAGCAAUUUAUAGAACGGCAAGUCGAAUAUCUAAACCAUCCGCUGCAGCCUCCAAAGCAUUUGCGGCUUCCUGUUAAGCAAGACAAUCUAAAUCCAGAGCAUUUGCAACAAGUGUUCCAUCGACUUUCUUUCAUUUUACGAAAACACACUCGCCUUAAUUUCUCACAUCAAGCAAUCGAACAUGUUGCUUCGCAACUUGUCAAACUUUACGAACAAAAAUACCAGUCCAUAGACAGCCGAUACCUAUCCCCAGAGUUUUUCGGACAGCUAGACUGGAGUGAUGUUGAGACAUUAGAAAAUCUACCUGAAGUAUGGCCUUUUGAGCUUCCAUUAGAUCAGACGGUGCAGAGCAAUUCGAAUGAAGAAGCCGAAAAGUUGGUCAAAGAAACUCAAUUAGCGUCUGAAAAGCUUCAAAAGGAAUAUCAAAAUAAACUAUUGCGUUUGAUUGCCGUGCAGAAGACGAUUGCUCAAACAAAGUCACAGCUGCAGGCGAUGAACCAGUUGGCUGUGUCGAUGGAACAAUUGACUGCGAGUUUGCAAAACAUACAAAAGACUUCCUCGUUACCAGACGAGCUAGGGGCUGAAGAAAUGAUGUUACUGUUAAAAAAACUACAGCAAACACAACUAUCCCAAUUUGAACCGUCAAAUUCGCUAGAAACUCAAAUCCAUGAUGCUCUUUCGCCCAAGCAAACAGAGUAAGCUCUCAUGUACUUUUAUUAUUACCGCUUAAAUAAAUGAACGAGGACUGUUGGUGCCUUCAAGAUAGUCUUGCUGGUGAACUACCUAUAAUUGUAUAUACUAUCGGAUGUACCAACUUCACACA